This is a messenger RNA of Saccostrea cuccullata (small rock oyster), 1979 nucleotides long. Its product is annotated as zinc finger protein 91-like. NCBI's taxonomy places the organism in Eukaryota, Metazoa, Mollusca, Bivalvia, Ostreida, Ostreidae. The record is from RefSeq and is a predicted model, not a curated record. The transcript has 2 exons. Bases 117 to 1979 code for a protein of 620 amino acids.
AGGAAAGGAGAGAUCUCGAACCCCAUUCAAAUAUUCAGAAAGACACUGAACAAUUACAGAACUAUUGUUCAGAUGAAGAUCAAACUGGAAAUUCAGAAAGGCACAUCAACACACAUAUGGAGAAAGAAGUCUGGUCAUCCAAUUCACAGAUUCAAAGUGAGGCUGAAGAGUCAACCAGAAAAGCUUUUCAAUGUGAUUUCUGUUUAAAGAACUUCAGCCUGUCCAGUAGCUUAAUCAGACAUAAAAGAAUACAUACUGGAGACAAACCUUACAAGUGUGAUGUGUGUGGGAAGGCAUUCACCCAGUCUUAUACCCGUCAUGAACACAUGAGGAUACAUACAGGUGAUAAACCUUAUAAAUGUGAGGUGUGUGGAAAGGCAUUCAACAAAUUAUGUAACUUAUACUGCCACAUGAGGACACAUACUGGUGAUAAAUUUUAUCAAUGUGACAUGUGUGGGAAAGCUUUCAGUCAGUCACAACAUUUACAGAAACACAUGAAAACACAUGCAGGUGAUAUACCUUAUAAAUGCAGUGUGUGUGAGAAAGCAUUGACCGAUUCCGGCUCCUUAAAAAGACACAUGAGGAUACAUACAGGUGAUAAACCUUAUACAUGUGAUGUGUGUGGGAAGGCAUUCAACCAAGCACACAACUUACAGAGACACCUGAGGACACAUACAGGUGAUAAACCUUAUAAAUGUGAAGUGUGUGGGAAAGCAUUCAGCCAGUCACCACACUUACAGACUCACUUGAGAACACAUACAAGUGAUAUACCUUAUAAAUGUUACGUUUGUGGAAAGUUGUUAAAACGGAAAGAUACCUUACAAGUACACAUGAGAAUACAUACAGGUGAUGAACUUUACAAAUGUGAAGUGUGUGGGAAAGCAUUCAGCCAGUCACAACACUUACAGACACACUUGAGAACACAUACAGGUGAUAUACCUUAUAAAUGUCACGUUUGUGGAAAGUUAUUCAACCGGAAAGAUACUUUACAAGUACACAUGAGAAUACAUACAGGUGAUGAACCUUACAAAUGUGGUGUUUGUGAGAAGGCCUUCAAAUAUGCCACCAAUUAUAAAACACACAUGAGGACACACACAGGUGAUAAACCUUAUAAAUGUUAUGUGUGUGGAAAAACAUUCAGUCGGUCAUAUACCUGUCAUGAACACUUGAGGAUACAUACAGGUGAUAAACCUAAUACAUGUGUUGUGUGUGGGAAACCUUUCAGCAAAGUAGGUAACUUAAACUGCCACAUGAAGAUACACACAGGUGAUAAAUCUUAUCAAUGUGAUGUGUGCGGGAAGGCUUUCAACCAAUCACAGAACUUACAAAAACACAUGAGAACACAUACAGGUGAUAAACCUUAUAAAUGUAAUGUGUGUGAGAAAGCAUUCAGCCAGACAAAUCACUUACAGACACACAUGAGAAUACAUACAGGUGAUAGACCUUAUAAAUGCAGUGUGUGUGAGAAAGCAUUCAGCCAGACAAAUCAAUUACAGACACACAUGAGAACACAUACAGGUGCUAAACCUUAUCAAUGUGAUGCACAUUCUGGUGAUAAAUCUUUUCAAUGUGAUGUGUGUGGGAAGGCAUUCAACAAUUCAGGAAACAUACAGAAACAUAUGAGGACACAUACAGGUGAUAAACCUUAUAGAUGUGAUGUGUGUGAGAAAGCAUUCAGCCAGACAAAUCACUUACAGACACACAUGAGAACACAUACGGGUGAGAAACCUUAUAAAUGUGAGGUUUGUGAUAAGUUAUUCUCCCGGAAAGACACCUUACAAGGACACAUGAGAAUACAUACAGGUGAUGAACCUUACAAAUGUGAUGUAUGUGAGAGGGCCUUCAAAUAUGCCACUGAUUUAAAAAGACACAAGAUGACACAUACUGGAAAUAAACCUUAUAAAUGUGAUUUCUGUCUUAGAGCAUAUUGUAAAAAGUCAGAUCUAGACAAACACCGGAAGAUACACACGUGUGAUUAA